AUGAUUCCUCAAAUUCCGGACCCGUGGAUCAGUUCUGAACCAAACGGGUUCCUUCCCGCGUCCAACGUAGCGAAGCCUGGAAUGCCCGGCUUAGCUCUGGACAAAGCCAUGGUUUCGAAAUCAGCUAAGGAUGAGGUUUCCGUUAAGUCGAAGUUCAUGCGACGGCUAGCAGCGAGCGAUGAGGAGACGAGGGACCAGGCGUUUGAGGUCUUGUCGCGAUGGCUGGUCGCGCGCAAGGAGAUCGCCGAAGAAGACCUCCUGAAAAUCUGGAAGGGCCUGUUCUACUGCAUGUGGCAUUCGGACAAACCGCCGGUUCAGGCGAACCUCGCGGAAAGAAUGUCCGGUAUUCUGAUCUCGCUCGAUCCUGACCUCGCGCUGCUGUUUCUGCGAACCUUCUGGAAGACGAUGCGACGGGAAUGGGGAGGAAUCGACUACCAUCGUCUGGAUAAAUUCUAUAUGCUCGUCCGCCUGGUCAUGCGGAAUAUUCUCGAGUUUUUGGAGAAACGGGAGUGGGAGGAAGCGGUGGUUUCGGAUCUUGCUGCGUGCGUCAUGCAACAGGGGCUUCUUGCUAAGGACAAAUAUCGGGCUAUCGGUCUCGAACUGCAUAUACUGGAUAUUUUCAACGAGCUCUUUAAAAAGUCUGGAGGGGGUGACGUCAGAGCGGUGAAGGCUGUUCUGCAAUUCUCUAAGCCAGUGGUGGGUGUGAUUCAAACGAAGGAGGACGGACGGUUGCACAAGCGGGCUCUGAGUUCCGUGUUCUCGGGACUGGCGGAAUAUUUACGGAACGAAGCGACAAACUCGACCGAUGCUUCGUACGUGGCUGCGCUUCAAGAGGCAGCCGCCGAGAUGUCCGCUGAUAUCAAAGCAGCGCACGGCACGGCGAAAGGGAAAAAGAAAAGCAUGCUGCGGAAAGGACAGGCGAUUUUCACGGCGCUGAUAAACGAACUGUCUGGGAGUGAUCCUGCUGAAGGAGGGGAAAAUGGGGAAGAGGAAGAUGAUGGUGAUGACAUGCAGGGUUUAGAUGAGGACGGCGCUGCUGGCGGAAAGGACGACGCUGGUGAUGGUGAAGGGGAAGAGAUGGAAGAAGGGGAAGAGGAGGAGGGAGAAACCGGGGGACAGGGUUCAGGGGAAGGUUCAGGGGACGAGGAGGAUGGGGAAGCGGAGGACGGGGAAGCGGAGGACGGGGAAGCGGAGGACGGGGAAGCGGAGGGCGGGGAAGCGGAGGACGGGGAAGAGCAGGACGCGGAAGCUGAAAUGGAACAGCAGAAUGGCGCGAAGGUGGAAGAUGAUUGUGGGGAGCAUGGUGAGGAGGAAGCAGAUAAACCCAGCGGGAGUGUAAGUAAUGGAGUCGUGGCUGGGUCUGCUGAUGCGGGUGGUGAGAAGCAGCCGAAUUCGACCUCCAAGCGCAAGAGACGGCAGCAGCAGGAGCAGCAGAAGCAGCAGCAACAGCAGCAGCCGAAGGAGGGCAGUGGUUCGGGCAAGAAACGCAAGGGAAAGAAGGAUGUCGUGACCAAGGAAGCAGAGAGUGCUGAGAGGGAGGGGCAGCAGACGGUACAGGGACAAGCAGUUGAAGACGCAUCAGCAGCAGCAGCAGCAGACCCUAUCCCCACUGCCGCAACAGCUACCCUACGAUCAGUGCUGGUGCACCCGCAUUUGUCCAUAAACGCCAAGGCUGAAGGACCGGGCGGCAGCGGGGCGGCAGACGAGGAGGAAGCGGACGGGUUCCGCACGCCAGAAAAGGACAUCAUAGACGCCUUCUCACACUUCGAUUUCCCCCAGGAUCUCGCCACAGGAGCCGGCAGCGUGGGUGCUCGGAUCAUGGCUGCAGGUGAAGCAGCCGCCGCAGCAGGGAGCGAGGCAGGAGGUCCGGUGACCCGAUCCAAGGACGGGAGAACAGACGCUGCAGCAGUCGGCGUGCAGUCAGCUCCGGCAGGAAAGGCGGGCGGUGCUGCGGGCAAGCGGAAGAAAAGGGUGAAAUUCGUGCUGAGCCGCAACCUGGAGAUGGCGAAGGGAGGCCCGGUGCCGCCUUCUGCUGUGCGCACACCACCUGCUUCCCGGCCUAAAGGCAGUGCCCUCAAGCCUGGGACCAAGCCGGGGCCGAUUAACAUGCGCAUGCUUAUGGCGACUGCAGACACGAGCCCCUCUCAGAUGACUGCUUCUGGGCGGAAGAAGAUGGAUAAAGCUGCUCGCUCUCCUGCCAAGUCCCCUUCUGCUGUGUCUCUGCGCCUGGCUAAUUUCCUGCAGUGA
Molecule: messenger RNA, 2247 nt
Organism: Closterium sp. Naga37s-1
Lineage: Eukaryota; Viridiplantae; Streptophyta; Zygnematophyceae; Desmidiales; Closteriaceae
Source: the annotation of a GenBank genome assembly